UUCCCAGGAUCGGGAGACUCACCGCUAGAAGAUGAUGAAGCCGGGUAUCCCCACACUAGAUAUAAAGACACCCCCUGGUGCUCCCCCCUCAAGGUGAAGUACGGGGAUGUGUACUGCAGGGCCCCUCAAGGAGGAUACUACAAAACAGCCCUGGGCUCCAGAUGCGACAUUCGCUGCCGGAAGGGCUACGAGCUGCAUGGCUCUUCCCAGCUGAUCUGCCAGUCCAACAAGCGGUGGUCCGACAAGGUCAUCUGCAAACAAAAGCGAUGUCCUACCCUUGCCAUGCCAGCAAAUGGAGGGUUUAAGUGUGUAGAUGGAGCCUACUUUAAUUCCCGUUGUGAGUAUUACUGUUCACCAGGAUACACACUGAAAGGGGAGAGGACAGUCACAUGUAUGGACAGCAAGGCCUGGAGUGGUCGACCAGCCUCCUGUGUGGACAUGGAACCUCCUAGAAUCAAGUGCCCAAGUGUGAAGGAACGCAUUGCCGAACCCAAUAAGCUAACAGUCCGGGUAUCCUGGGAGACCCCUGAAGGAAGAGACACAGCAGAUGGCAUUCUCACCGAUGUUAUUCUAAAAGGCCUCCCCCCAGGCUCGCAUUUUCCAGAAGGAGACCACAGGAUCCAGUAUACUGUCUAUGACAGAGCUGAGAACAAGGGUACUUGCAAAUUUCGAGUUAAAGUAAGAGUCAGACGCUGUGGCAAACUCAACGCUCCAGAAAAUGGUUACAUGAAGUGCUCCAGUGACGGCGAUAAUUAUGGAGCCACUUGUGAGUUCUCCUGCAUCGGUGGCUACGAGCUCCAGGGUAGCCCUGCCCGAGUAUGUCAGUCCAACCUGGCGUGGUCUGGCACAGAGCCCACCUGCGCAGCCAUGAAUGUCAAUGUGGGUGUCAGAACAGCAGCUGCACUUCUGGAUCAGUUUUAUGAAAAAAGAAGACUCCUCAUUGUGUCUACACCCACAGCGCGGAACCUCCUCUACCGGCUGCAGCUGGGAAUGCUACAGCAAUCCCAGUGUGGCCUGGAUCUCCGACACAUCACCGUGGUAGAACUGGUAGGCGUGUUCCCGACCCUUAUCGGCAGGAUAGGAACAAAGAUUAUGCCUCCAGCCCUAGCUCUGCAGCUCAGGUUGUUACUUCGAAUUCCACUCUAUUCCUUCAGUAUGGUGCUAGUGGACAAGCAUGGCAUGGACAAGGAGCGCUAUGUCUCUCUGGUGACGCCCGUGACUCUCUUCAACCUGAUUGACACUUUCCCCUUGAGAAAAGAAGAGAUGGUCCUGCAAGCAGAAAUGGGCCAGACCUGUAACACCUGACGCGAUGUUCCUCCGUUGGUGGUUCCUUUUCUCUUUAUAUAUGGUGCCACGUGCAUGGGAAGGCCUUAAAAUAUCCUCGAUGUACAGAUUUUUAUUUGUAAUUUUUAAAGUCUAUUUUAUUAUGAGCUUUCUUUGCACUUAAAAGUUAGCACAAUGCUUUUUGUACUUCAAACUGUUUCAGAAGUUUUGAUGAAGAUAUUUACUCUAACUCUUCACUCCAACAUGACUGGUUCAUUUUGUAGAAAAAUUAGAAGUCACAAUGAUUCACAUGCUUUCAACAUUAUUCAGUGUGAAACAUAACUCUUUUCUAUUUUGUUUAUAUAAAACUUUUAUUAAUAAAAUAUUUUGGAGCAAAUUCA
This is a messenger RNA of Oryctolagus cuniculus (rabbit), 1664 nucleotides long. NCBI's taxonomy places the organism in Eukaryota, Metazoa, Chordata, Mammalia, Lagomorpha, Leporidae. The record is from RefSeq and is a predicted model, not a curated record.